This is a messenger RNA of Phyllostomus discolor (pale spear-nosed bat), 2463 nucleotides long. It is a transcript of the gene NEK6, whose product is annotated as NIMA related kinase 6. Lineage: Eukaryota; Metazoa; Chordata; Mammalia; Chiroptera; Phyllostomidae. The record is from RefSeq and is a predicted model, not a curated record. Gene Ontology annotation, biological process: protein phosphorylation. Bases 145 to 1086 code for a protein of 313 amino acids. The transcript is spliced from 10 exons. Gene Ontology annotation, molecular function: protein kinase activity; ATP binding.
CGGCCGAGCGUGUGGCCGCGGCGCCGCCAACUCGUGUGGGACCCACCGCUCCAGCCGGCCGCCCGCGGUCCCGCGCGCGGGUCCUCCCGCCAGCAGCCGAACCCGUCGCGCGCCGCCCGUGCCCUUGUGAGGCUGGCAUGCAGGAUGGCAGGACAGCCCGGCCCCAUGUCCCACGGAGGGAGCCCGAACAGCCUUUGCCACACCCCGGGGCCCGCACACCCUCCUGACCCGCAGAAGCACCUGAGCGCCCUGUCUUUCCGCUGCUCGCUGGCAGACUUCCAGAUCGAGAAGAAGAUCGGCCGCGGGCAGUUCAGCGAGGUGUACAAGGCCACCUGCCUGCUGGACAGGAGGACGGUGGCUCUGAAGAAGGUGCAGAUAUUUGAGAUGAUGGACGCCAAGGCCAGGCAGGACUGUGUCAAGGAGAUUGGCCUCCUGAAGCAACUGAACCAUCCGAACAUCAUCAAGUAUUUGGACUCGUUUAUUGAGGACAACGAGCUGAACAUCGUGCUGGAGCUGGCUGACGCGGGCGACCUCUCACAGAUGAUUAAGUACUUCAAGAAGCAGCAGCGGCUGAUCCCCGAGAGGACGGUGUGGAAGUACUUCGUGCAGCUGUGCAGCGCCGUGGAGCACAUGCACUCCCGCCGGGUGAUGCACCGAGACAUCAAGCCUGCCAACGUGUUCAUCACGGCCACGGGCAUCGUGAAGCUCGGGGACCUAGGCCUGGGCCGCUUCUUCAGCUCCGAGACCACCGCGGCCCACUCCCUGGUGGGGACCCCCUACUACAUGUCACCGGAGAGGAUCCACGAGAACGGCUACAACUUCAAGUCCGACAUCUGGUCUCUGGGGUGUUUGCUGUAUGAGAUGGCAGCUCUCCAGAGCCCCUUCUAUGGAGACAAAAUGAACCUCUUCUCCCUCUGCCAGAAGAUCGAGCAGUGCGACUACCCACCUCUCCCUGGAGAACAUUACUCCGAGAAGCUACGCGAGCUGGUCAGUGCGUGCAUCUACCCUGACCCCAACCAGAGGCCCGACAUCGGGUACGUGCACCAGGUCGCCAAGCAGAUGCACGUGUGGACCUCGAGCACCUGAGCGCGGGCACGGCGUGCGUCCUCAUCAGCGCCAGCACCUCUCCGCCUUCCUCGAGCCUCCUCUCCAGAGUGGCCGCCCGGUAGCCCAGACCAACCGCGAGGCUUCGGCAGGCUGGCUCCCCCAGGGGGCCAGGCCUCACAGCCACCGCUGGACGCAGAGCAGCUGCGGGGAGGGGCCCUGGCCUUGUUACUGGUGAUCAAACCCAAGUCCUUUCUUUAAACUGUCGUGGACGGUUUCGGCCGAGCUAACCCGGGGCGUGUGGCUCGGUGGGCCAGCGACACAGCCCUCGAACUGGCCUGCAAUGUGAACCUCUAGGGCAGCUCCUGCAGUGACUGGACGAGGCCGACGCUGACGCCGACAGCCGCAGGGGCCUGUGAGCUGCAGUGAGCCUCUGGAAGUGGCUGGGGGCCCAUUCAGUGUAGCCCUUAGAAUCUUUUCAAUCAAGCUGUGUGCUUAAUUUACUCUGUAGUAAAGGGAUAAAGCGGGCAUGAUUUUCUAAAGUAGAGUGGAGAUUUUCCUAAUAUGUUUAUCUGCGUUUGUAAGUCGAUGAAGGAGGACAGAGGACCCAGCACCUGGCACAGCGCCUCGGAGACCAACGCUGUUGGAAAGGCAGGCGCCCGGCUCUCCCAGGCGCCCCGUCCCCGCCUGGCCCGACGCACGCGGUGUCCCCAGGGUCGGUGUUAGCGUCUUCCUCCGUGGAGAGCAAGCACGGGAUCCACAAACAUACAAGCAAACCGUGCCUUCGGGCUGCUCUCUGUACCAGUUCUCCUUCUGCAACUUCCCACCACGACCCUGGGCAAGUUUCCUAGCCUCUCUGAGCCUUAGUUUUCUCACCUGUGAAGUGGACAGGUAAUCCCUACCCUCAGGGUGCUGGAUUUGAUAUGAAAUAUGCACGUUGUCUAGCACAUUGCAGAGAGUCCAGACACGGUAAGCCGCUCACCCCUUCACAAAACCCAAGUCCAUGGGCCAUGGGAAGUCAAGAAUUAAUGUAUGAUGUGCCACUUCAUUUCUGGUUCCCAAAUAGGAUUAACUGUGAAGACUAAUUUAUAAAUGUGAAAUUAAGGAAAACUCAAGCUCUGGAGGAAAUAUAGUUUGAAUUUUGUCUUUACACCCAAGUUUAAUCCUCAAAUGGUCCACACCGUCAUCCUCUGAGCUGGCGACAGUUCGGCCCCCAGAGCGAGCGCGGCCCGCCCUCUGUGGGCGCCCUGGCUCGGCAGGGCCACCCCGGGACAAAGGGUUUGGGCUGGGCCACCGCUCUGCCCACAUGUGAAAUCUGUUCUGCUGUCAACACUGUCAAGUUUGAGAGAUUUCUUCCGACGCAGCCUUCGCUUUGUACACGUUCUCCGUGUUUGGAAUAAAGAGGGCGGGGGUACCCGU